Messenger RNA from Phytophthora infestans T30-4, 1368 nucleotides. RefSeq names its product Major Facilitator Superfamily (MFS). Gene Ontology annotation, cellular component: membrane. Lineage: Eukaryota; Oomycota; Peronosporomycetes; Peronosporales; Peronosporaceae. The transcript is spliced from 2 exons. Bases 1 to 1368 code for a protein of 455 amino acids. Gene Ontology annotation, molecular function: transmembrane transporter activity. The record is from RefSeq and is a predicted model, not a curated record. Gene Ontology annotation, biological process: transmembrane transport.
AUGCGGUAUCAAGCUGUCGAGUCCCCAACUGCCCAGCAAAACUCGCUGCCCGUCGCUCCUCGAAAGCUUCAGAAGUCCGUCGACGCUCGACUCAAUGCACUCGAGCCUCGUUUAUCAUGGUUCUACGUUCGUCUACUGCUGGCUAUGGGCAUGAGCUGGGCGGUUCAAGCGGCGCAACUUGUCCUGCUCGACUUUACGCGAGGACUCGUUGGCAACGACAUCGGAAUGUCGACCCAGGUCCUCGGGGUCUAUGCAGCCAGCAUCUUCAUGGGCUCAAUUGCUGGAGGCCCAAUCUUUGGCCACAUUGCAGACCAAUUUGGACGUCGAAUAGCAAUUAUGAUUGCGAUGGUGUUCUCGCUGGGAGGCCUUGCAGUGUCGGCUCGCGCGAACGCCGGGAACAUGCUGAUUGUCGGUCGCAUUGUCUCUGGUGUUGGCUUUGGUGGACAGCUCGGCUCGACAGUAGUUUUAGCUCAAGAAUUAUCUCCUCGGUCCAUGAGUGGCCGCCUGGUGUCGUUGCUUGACGCUUUCACGGGUGUUGGUGGGUUGUUCGGUGUGGUUUUGGCUUUCGCCGUGGCGUCACGCUUGGAAUGGCGCACAACGUACCUAGCAACGUGUGGACUUGUGCUGUUCGCAGUUGUGCUGCGCUUCAGUGUUCCAGAGUCGCCGCGUUGGCUUGCUAGUGUUGGGCGCACGGACGAGGCUUGUGCUAUUGUGGAAAAGAUCGAGCAUUCGCACGGUAAUACCCAGAAGACGGAGCUCAACUUUUCGUCUACUCUGGAAUCUCCAUCGUCGUCAGUGACCAAGCCUUCGUUCCUCAAACGGCUGAUCCGCACGUCGGCUGUGUGGUUGCUGUGGAUUGCUAUGACCCUGUCAUCCUACACACUGGGCAUCUACAUCCCGACGCUUAUCAGUCUCAGCGGAUACAACUUAUUCGAGAACUGGAGUACGAUUGGAGCGCUGAAAAUCGCUCAAACAGUUGGUUCUGUCGCCGCAGCGAUAGGAUUCGACACUUUCGGAUUUCACCGGUGCUUCGCUGCGUUCGCAACACUGGCAGCUAUUUUCUCGGUUGUGUUGAGCUACGUGACUUGGUCACGUGCGGUGGUCAUUGCCGUCACUUUUGUUGUGACUGCACUACUGUCAGCGUGCUGGAGUUGUGUCCUGGCCUACACUCCAGGACACUUCAACACAACCCAUCGCGGACGAGGAAUCGGGUACGCUGUUGGUGUCAGUCGUAUGGCAGCCGUCGGAGGAAGCUACCUGUACCCUCACAUGUUCAACGUGUGGGUUCUGUCCGUUCCUGGGCUGUGUUGGGUCUCUGGCGGUGCAUUGACAAUAGUCGCGAUGAGUCGCCUGGACAUCGGUAGCUGA